UGAAGGUGGUUACUUCCUGUAGAGAGGAAGAUGCUGCCAACAACAUUGCCUAUUUCUCACCUCAAAUGUUUUUAGAAACAUAUUUUAGACUCAAAGAUUUUUAUUGUAAAUUCACUCUAUGUGUAGGACAUACAGAAGAAUCGAAAUACUGUUUCUCUAUCACCUUAGGACUAAUGCCAUGCAGUUAAAUGAGAAAAAGAUAAAAAUAUAACAGUAUAAAAAUAAACAAAUCUCUAGGGGAAUAGAAAAAUCAAACCUAUGUACCAUUAUACUGUUUAGAGAAAGUUUGUGACCAGGCCACCACCAUGUUGUUUCCUGCUUCUGAAUCAAAGCUCGCUGAACUCAAACUGUCGAAAUGAGGCAGCGUCGAUCAAAUAGAAAUCAAGAUUCUGUCACUGAGCUGCCUGUGUCAUAUUUCAGUGUACGGUUUAGCUUUAACAGUGAAACCACAGUUUGUGACAAGGCCACCAUUUUGUGCCACUUGAAAAGGGACGAGCCAACAACACAGCUCAUCACCCAGCAGCCAGAGUGUUCAUUGGUCCAUGUGGGUGCAGUGCAUUCUGGUUGUUGUAGGUUUUUUUACUUUUUGAACAAAACGGAAUACCACCACACUUUUUGUCUGCUCUCUGUGAUCAUGUAGCACCAGCUUAAAAAUUAUUUGUGUUUUUCUGCUGUUGAGACAGCCAGGCUCUAUGCAAAGAUCAUCUUUCCAGCGGCAAAAUCUUUUAACUUUUAUUCUUUCCAGUUAUGUGAAUGGUUUUGAUUAUGAUGUCGGGUUUGAGCCACACAGUAGUUUGAGGCUCACGCGAAAAAAUAAAUCACUCCCAUUUUCUAACUUUAUGACAAUAGCUUGAGCCAAGAGAUGACCUAAGAAGACAGAGAAAUAGGAGUUAAUGAUGAUGGGGGUGAGUGGCCAAAGCAGCUUAAAUCCCUCCCUGCUGUAUUUAUCUACUUCUUUUGUGUCACCAACUUAGACACUCACUCCCCCCCACAUGGCAUCCGAUGUCAGAUGAAUUGCUGAAUACCAGCUGGAAUGUCUUUUAGUCGGUGUGUUGCACUGAGAGCAACUGAACACGUUUUACUACUGAAAAACCAAGGCCACAAGAUACCUUUUGUAUUCUCUCAAAAACAAUGUAAACAUGAGAAAGUAAAAGUAUGUGAAAGUAAAGGUGUUUUUACACUCCAUUGUUACUGCUCUCCUUAAAAAUCCAAUGAGUGAAGUUUGUCAAAAAGAUCCAUAGACCAAAAUAUCAAACGUUCACCACAAACUUAAAGGAAAAAUGGGAUACCUGAGAUAGAUCUAAUGUUAUGAAACUUUUUGAGUAAGAGAAGGCAGAGUAAGAGAAAACACCCAGCAGCUCCUCCCACAGACAACACCCCCCCUCCCUCUCUCUCUCUCUUUUUAGUCCACUCCCAUCAUGCUGAGGUUAAAUCAUCCUCAGACAGCUCCACAGUCCACUACUGCACUACAGACAGCCACAGGGUUUUCUCAGACUGGAGCACAACACAGGUGUGACUUCAUCUGAAUGAGGAUACCUGUUAUCAUCAGCCUGGCACACAUUCAUUUUACUGUCUCUGCCAUUUGACUGACGCUUGGCUCUCUGACUUUAUUUCCUUGUGCACCUUUGGCAGCUCCAUUUUAGGAGCCCUUUUGGACCUUCUGAAACAGACUUGAUCAGUUACAGAGUUUAUGUGUGCAUCUACAAAAGGCCAGAGAAAUGAAUUUUAAUGAAGUUCUCUGUGUUAUCGGGGGCUUUGGGAAGUUCCAGAAGAUCUUGUAUGUAUGGAUCUGUUUACCUCAGAUCUUUCUGGCAUUCCACAUGCUGGUCUCUGUCUUCACUGGGGCUGUUCCUCCACAUUUAUGCCGCUCCACGUGGCCCUCAGCUGGCAUUCCAGCAUCUGCAAACUUCAACCUCAGCCUUGUGUCUGCUGCUGAUGCUCAGUCUGACCUGUCCUGCACAGUCCCCUUGAAUCAUAGCGGUGCUGUAGCUCUUGACGUUGGACAGCAUUCUGGGAGCUGCCAGGGGGGCUGGGAGUACAGCACAGAGAUCUUCCAAAGCACCAUAGUAACUGAGUGGGACCUGGUUUGUGAUAAUGCCAACAUGAACAACUUGGGCUCAUCCAUCUACAUGUUUGGCCUCCUAGUUGGAGCUGUUGUAUUUGGGAGCUUAGCUGAUAAGUAUGGUCGGAGGAUCAUCAUCCUCAUCAACCUGGCUAUCCAGGCUGUUUUUGGGGUUGGUGCUGCUUUCGCCCCUAACUUCUAUGUCUAUACUGCCCUUCGCUUUAUGGUUGGAACGUCAAUCUCUGGUGUCAUCAUGAAUGCCUUUGUUCUAGGGACAGAGUGGACAGGAUCGAAGCAGCGGAUGUUAGCCGGGAUAAUCACUGACUACUUCUUUGGCUUUGGCUACAUUCUGCUAGCUGGAGUGGCGUACUUCAUAAGAGACUGGCGUAAACUGCAGCUGGCUAUCUCUGCACCUGGUUUCCUCUUCAUCUUCUACAUCUGGGUGCUGCCAAAGUCAGCUCGCUGGUUAAUGGCCAACGACAGGAGAGAGGAAGCAUGGGAACUGAUCCGGAAAGCAGCACAGAUCAAUGGGAAGCCCCUAACCAAAGAUUUGGAGAUGUGUCAGGUCUAUAAAAUUGAAGAGAAACCAGAGGUGACAAAAAAGCACUCAUUUAUAGACCUUGUUCGAACUCCAACAAUGAGGAAGCAGUCUCUGAUUGUUUUUUAUCUCUGGUUUGCGAAUGUGCUCGUGUACUAUGGGCUGUCUCUCAACAUUUCUGACUUUGGAAUGAACAUCUAUCUGACCCAGAUGAUCUUUGGCCUUGUAGAGAUGCCUGCACGUACCAUCACCCUCUUCACCCUCAACCGCUCUCGCAAGUUCUCCCAGCUAGCUUUCCUGGCGGUGGGUGGCACAGCCUGCCUGCUGACCAUCUUCAUCCCCAGUGAACUAUCAGUUAUGAAAACUGUGCUGGCCAUGAUUGGGAAGUUUGGGAUUACGGCCUCUCUUUCCAUUAUUUAUGUCUACUCCGCUGAAGUGUUCCCUACAGUUAUCAGACAAAAUGGGAUUGGUAUAGGCUCCAUGUGUGCUCGGACUGGGGGGGUCCUGGCUCCCAUGAUGUACCUUCUGAGGAGCAUCAGCCCACAUGCUCCCAUGGUUCUGUGUGGCCUGUGCCCUCUUCUGGGCUCUGCUCUCACACUGCUGCUUCCUGAGACAGCCAAUAAGCCCCUUCCUGACUCUAUUGAAGAUGUGGAGGGACCCAAACUCAGUGAGGAGGAUGAUGGUGUGAAGCCGGUCAUCUUUGAGCCUUCUGUGAGGAAAACUGGCAUCGCUGACAGCACGAGGACAGACUGACAAACAGCAUCAGUGCGAGCUGCCUCAUCUCAUGAGGCAGUCAGCAUUUUUCAGGACCAUUCUAAAGCAUGUGUUUAUGCUUCCAGCGGAAGUCAACAUUAGACUUGUUUGGGGUUUUUUUUUUUUUUUUUGGGAGGUGCAAGACUAUGAACACUUAAUGCAGCUACAAGGAGUUUUUACUGGUUAUGAAACAGGUUUAAUAGUGAUGCAUCUACCUCAUGACUUGUCGCAACAUCCAGGUGAGCUCAAGUAUGAUGGUCAAAAGUCACUGUGACAUCAAAAAACGUUUUUAGCCAUAACUGAAUACGUCACAUAAAUAAAAUAAAAGAUAAACUGAUGAAGUGAAAAUAUUUUAUAUCCAAAAAGUCAAAGGUCAACUUUGCUGUGACAUCAUAGUAUUUCUAAUCAACUGCAAAAUGACGGACUGUGACCAUAGUUCACAUUUGGUCACAUACUGAAUUUGAAGCGUUGUUGUCCACCGCAGCCUCAUUGGUUUUGAUGGUACUGAGCUUCAGGUGAUUGUUGUUGCACCAUGUUUUUACACCAUGUCAUGAAACUCUUUCAGUCGUCUGUUCUCCCCUGUAAAAAUAGACUCUAAGUGACAACAGCUUCUUUCUUGAACUUAUUCAGUGGAAUCUUACGUGUCAAUACAGAGAUAACGUCCUUUUUACCACACUUAGUCAGUGUUGAGCUCAUACAGUAAACAAUAAGUAUUUGGGAGUCUCUGCUGUCUGGUUCUCUGGCGACAACACAAGUCCAUGGUCCAUAUCCUCGAUGAGUGUUAAAUGCACAGUUUGUUGGGGGGUCAGACAGACAUAACCAACAGCAGGAACCUGUUUAAGGAAACAAUUACACCUGUUGAUGCACGGUGAGUAUUACAUCCAGUGUGACAGCUCGUGAUAAAAUACUUGAAAUACUACUGUAAGUAAAAACACUUCAAUGUUUGACUUGGCCCUUACAUGUUGUCUUUUUGAUAUUACUGAUGUAUAUCAUGAAGUCACGGUGUUGAUACAGUUACAGAUUUCUGUGACUGAAGUUGUUGUGAGAAGUUUUUUUUUUUCUACUUUAUCUUUACAAUAAAGAUUUGUUAGC
Molecule: messenger RNA, 4445 nt
Organism: Scatophagus argus
Lineage: Eukaryota; Metazoa; Chordata; Actinopteri; Scatophagidae
Exons: 10
Coding region: 1719-3353 (544 amino acids)
Biological process (GO): transmembrane transport
Cellular component (GO): membrane
Molecular function (GO): transmembrane transporter activity
Source: RefSeq, a predicted model, not a curated record